CAGUGUGUAUCAGGGAGAUUCCUAGAUGUGAGAAGUGUGCAGGAGGACCUGAUAGAAAGGAAUGUGUAGUAUUGAUGUAAAAAGUUGUGUGUAUAAACUGUAGGGGUACACAUGGUGCUGGAGAUCAGAUGUGUCCGGUGAGAGAAAGACAGGUUGAGGUUACCAGGAUCACAGUAGUGCAGAAGGUGUUGUAUGCUGAGGCAGUGAAGAGAGUACUAGAGGAAGAUGGGUCCAGGGUGAGGGAUCCUGAGAGGAUCCCUGUAAUUAGGCUGAUGUCAAGAGAGUGAUAGGAAUAACAUGCUUCAAGUUUUUUUUAAUGUUUUUUUGCGUUCAUGGCCAUGGUUGUCAACUGUAACGCAGCAAUAGAACAUAAAUCGAAGUGCAUAGAUGUGGUGGCAGCUGCAGAGAACUACUUGGGAGUAUGAGAUUUUACUGCAGAAGAGUUACAAGGUGUUUUGAACGAUAAUAUCCAGUCCUCCCAGGCUGUUGGUCUGGUGUAAGAUCAGAGGGCCAAAGUUGCGGGAUAAUGAGGUUUUAAUGGGUGUAGGGUCAGUGGUGUAAAGUACUUGAAUAGUAUUUUACUGGGUGACUUCCAACGUUUACUUUAGUCAUUUUCUAUUAAGAUAUCUUUUACUCAAGUAUGAGAUUAGGUAUUUUUUCCACCCCUGUGCAGCACUAGUUAGUAGUUUUUUCCCAAAGCGUAAUGAAUUCAGACGACAGAGUAGUAGGCGGAUACACAGCCAAUACAGUACUUAGCUGCAUGCAUCUAUUACAAUUGUAUGCGGACCGCCAUAAUGCCAAAGAAGAAGAAUACCACUUCCUUCACCACAGCUUUGAGUCUGCUGCGUGAAGCGGAAGAAGUAUGAAUGCACCGACUACUGCGGAGGUUGCAUUGCUGUAAAUGCUGCAUGGCCGCUGCAGACGUCGGAUUGAACAUACAUCGGGUUUUACUGGUUCGUUGCACGGAUAGCGCAGCGGACAGAGCUAGUCCGUCCCCCUCCACCCUGCCAGAGUCCCCGGGUUGCAACUCUUCCGGUAGCGCUUUACUGUUGGUUCUGAAGAGGGUGUCGGUGCGGCUGGUCGACUGCAGUAAAACAGCAGGGCAGAGUGGAGCUGUGAGAGAAGGACACGAGGAUGGAGAUUUGAUUUCAUCAAGGGACUCCCAUAACCAUCGCUCUUUCAAUGGAAGGUACUUAUCAUCUGGGGAGCCUCAACAACAUCAUGUUGCUGAAGAGGCAGAGAAGUGUCUCUCCAGAUCAGAUCACCUCAAGAUACACCAGCAGAGAAAUACAGUGAAGAAACCUCACCACUGUUACUCUGACUUUGGGAAGAAUUUUACUAGACUGAGGUCCUUAAUUCACCAGCAGAUUCACACUGGAGAGAAACCGUACUGCUGCUCUCAGUGUGGGAGGGGUUUUACUGCAUCUAAUGCCUUAAAAUAUCAUCUGAAAAUUCAUACAGGGGAGAGGCCUUAUCCCUGCCUUGAUUGUGGGAAAAGCUUUGCUAAUUCAGGAGGCCUGACCAUACACAAGCGUUUACACACUGGAGAGAAACCUUACAGCUGUGAACAGUGUAGGAAGAGAUUCAAUCAGUCAGGCCACCUGACUACACACCAGCGAACACACACUGGAGAGAGGCCUUAUAGCUGUGAUCAAUGUGGGAAGAGAUUCAAUCAGUCAGGAGAGCUGACUACACACCAGCGAACACACACUGGCCAGAGGCCUUAUAGCUGUGAUCAAUGUGGGAGGAGAUUCAAUCAGUCAGGAGAGCUGACUACACACAAGCUAACACACACUGGAGAGAGACCUUACGUCUGUCUAUGUGGAAAAGGCUUUGCUCGAGCUUCCACCCUGACUAGACACCAGCGAACACACACUGGAGAGAAACCUUAUAGCUGUGAUCAGUGUGGAAAGAGCUUUUCUCAAACUUUCUCCCUGACUAAACACAAGCGAACACACACUGGAGAGAAAGAAGCCUUAUAUCUGUGAUCAGUGUGGGAAGCGUUUCAGUCAGUUAUGGACCCUUUAUUCACACCAGUGAACACACACUGGAGAAGGAACCUUAUGUCUGUCCAGGUGGGAAGAGCUUUGUUUAUUUAGGGCCAAUGAGAGAGAAAAACCCACCAGAAAACAAAAACAUGCCCUAUUUCCUCUCCCUCCCUUCCAGCACUGGUUUCAGACC
Molecule: messenger RNA, 2181 nt
Organism: Oncorhynchus mykiss (rainbow trout)
Lineage: Eukaryota; Metazoa; Chordata; Actinopteri; Salmoniformes; Salmonidae
Source: RefSeq, a predicted model, not a curated record